AUGGAGCAAACACGCGCCCUCAACGCCCUCGAGCCCUUCCUCGCCCUCUCCAAAUCCGCCAACUCCCCCCGCGCAGCCGCCGAUCUGGUCACGCAAGCAACAUCCGCACCAAACACCUACGUCUUCGCCGAGCUGCUCCAAACGGCAAACAUCCAAGCAUUGCGCCAGUCACCUGACCACUGCUCCUACCUGACCCUCCUCGAGAUCUUCGCCUGGGGCACCUGGGAAGAUUAUCAAUCGAAUCCCACCCUCCCCCAGCUAUCCGAAGCCCAGCAAACCAAACUCCGCCUGCUCUCCCUCCUCCCCCUCGCCUCAACCCCGUCCCGCCUGACCUACACCGCCCUGCAAACCGCGCUCUCCCUGCCCUCCGCCCGCUCCCUCGAAGCCCUCAUCACAGCCGCCAUCUACGCCGGCCUGGUGACCUGCACCCUCGACCCGGCCCACAACAGCAUCGCCAUCACCUCCGUCGCGCCGCUGCGGGAUCUCGCGCCCGGUUCGGUCCCCGCCCUGUCAGCGACGCUCGACGCCUGGGCCGCCAGGUGCGAGGACGCGCUCACGGCGCUCGAGGCGGAGAAUGAGGGCGCGAGGAGGGGCGCGAGGGAGAGGGCGAGGCGGACGAGACGGGAGGAGGAGGCGGUUGAGGCGGCGGAGAGGGAAGUUGAGAGGGGUGGGGGUGGGGGUGGGGAGAAACGAGCGGCUGGGCCGGGGGAGGAGGGGGAGGGGGAGGAGAUGGAUGUUGAUGAGGUGGGAGGGUUUGGUGGUGGGCAGGGGGCGAAUCAGGCGAGGAGGACCACCAAGAGGGGCCCGGGUGUGGGGUAUGGGCGGAGGUUGGGCGGUUGA
Molecule: messenger RNA, 840 nt
Organism: Coniosporium apollinis CBS 100218
Lineage: Eukaryota; Fungi; Ascomycota; Dothideomycetes
Exons: 2
Coding region: 1-840 (279 amino acids)
Cellular component (GO): COP9 signalosome
Source: RefSeq, a predicted model, not a curated record